GCGAAUUCAACGAACGGCGUGUUUGCUGUGUUUUUCUUUAAAACAAAUUUAAAAAAGUCUGAAAUACUUUGUACCCAGUUAUCGUAAUGAUCUAGACGUAUUUCCGUCAUUUGCGUGGAUAAAAGUGAGUCUUUUUAUCGUUGCUGCGAAAUAAUAUUUUCAGUUAUACUCAAAGAGGUUGCAGUUACGAACGCAGCCGCAAGUCCGAAAAUCCUGGGAGAGCGAGGUAGUCGCACAUCGUGUAUUUACGUCUGUUAUCCAGUAUCCAACACAGUCAGGCGAAUAUAACUUUUGACAAUGUAUGCGUAGCUGUCAGGAGCAUAUUCAUUACUAUAUUUUCCUUUUAGGAUAACUGCAUAACAUUUUCAUACUUUAUUUGUACUACUAGUAACAGGGGUCGACACACUCGUUAAGGCUUUGAAACGACCAUUUGAAUCCUCUUUAGAAUCAUACGGUAUAUACCUAGCUGUGAAAUCGGUACUUUGGCCUUUACUGCACAUUCGAUCUAAGUUAUGUUACUUGCAUACAUGCACCUAUAUAUCCCAAUUUUCCAAGGAAAUGCCCUUUGAUAUCUUUAAAGACCGAGGACUUGGCUUAACAAUUUAUCUUUAUAAAUCACAUCAUGCAGGCAGAAAUUUCCCUCAAGAAGCCUAAAAUGAUGCCAUAUUUCUUCAUCUUCAAUAUCUUGGUUGUCAUAAUUUCUUCAGGCUUGGCCAAACGAGAUGAAUUUCGACACAUUCCUCACGGAUCGAAGCCAACAAUCAUAUGGUGGACGCCUGACACGUUUCCUCACAGCAGAAAAGAAAAAUCAUCUCAUAACAUUAAAUGUAAUGCUGGUCCUUGCAUCACUACUGUUGACAGACAAUUAGUUAACAACUCGAUUCCUCAAGCAUUCAUGUUCUAUGGAACAGAUUUCCGUGCCAAUGAUCUUCCACUUCCACGGUAUCCAUGGCAACAUUGGGCGUUGUUUCAUGAAGAAUCACCAAAAAACAAUUGGAUUCUUAGUCAUGAAGAUUGUAUAAGAUUAUUCAACUACACUGCUACAUUUAGUCCCAAGUCUGACUAUCCAGUCACAUCACAGUAUAUAAAGGACCCAAAAGAAUGGGCUGAAAGACCUGCUGUUUCCACUAUUGACAAAAACAGAUAUCAACAUGAAGAAGGCCUGGCUCCGAUAGUGUACGUCCAACGAGAUUGCAACCCUCCAUCGGAUCGUGACCGCUAUAUUAAAGAGCUCAUGAAGUACAUUGACAUCGACUCGUAUGGACCUUGUUUGAACAAUAAAAAAAUCCCCGAAAAUAUUGAUGGGUUCCAUAAUUUUGAUAGUCCUGAUUUUCACGCCUUCUUAGCAAAAUACAAAUUCAAUAUCGCUUUUGAAAACGCCAUAUGCGAUGGAUACAUGACAGAAAAGCUGUUUCGUCCCCUUAAGGCCGGAAGUAUUCCAAUUUAUAUGGGCUCUCCUUCGGCGAAAGACUGGUUACCGAACGAAAACUCCGCCGUAUUUGCAUCCGACUUUCCAGGACCUAAGCAACUGGCACAUUUUUUACACGAUUUAAAUCACGAAGAUGAGGUAUACAACACGCAUCUAGUGCACAAGAAGCCGGGGGGGAUUUACAAUAAGGCAUUGUUCGCCGGAAUAGAACAGAGAGGUUGGCGCCUUCUUGGGGAUUGGGACAAGGAUAACUUUGGUCAUAGAAUGUAUGCCGGUUAUGAGUGUUAUGUUUGUGAUCGGUUGUACAAAUGGAACGAUACACUGAGUAAGCACCUGAAAAACCCGCAAACAGCUGCUCCACCUGCCAGUAAGAUUGGAGAUAAUUCUCAUCUAGGCUGUCCUGAGCCAAAGCCAUUGAUUCCUAUGGAAGGCCGGUUUCCACAAUCAUUUUCCUAUUGGCAAGGCUUACGCGAGGCUAAAGCAUUGUACGAAAUGAUCCUGAACCGAGAAAAAGAUUCCAGGAAAUUUAUUGGAAAAUAUCUAAAGUUGAGCACUGAUAAAUACCACGUGCCAAAAGAUGAAUUGUAAAAUAUAGCACACGGAAACAAAUAAUUUGCUCAUCGGUAAAAUCUUUGCAAGUUUAAAUU
This is a messenger RNA of Dendronephthya gigantea, 2076 nucleotides long. Its product is annotated as alpha-(1,3)-fucosyltransferase 11-like. Gene Ontology annotation, cellular component: membrane. Gene Ontology annotation, molecular function: alpha-(1->3)-fucosyltransferase activity. Lineage: Eukaryota; Metazoa; Cnidaria; Anthozoa; Malacalcyonacea; Nephtheidae. The record is from RefSeq and is a predicted model, not a curated record. The transcript has 5 exons. Bases 623 to 2017 code for a protein of 464 amino acids.